Gavialis gangeticus (Gharial) is the source of this 6984-nucleotide messenger RNA. It is a transcript of the gene MRTFA, whose product is annotated as megakaryoblastic leukemia (translocation) 1. Gene Ontology annotation, biological process: smooth muscle cell differentiation. The transcript has 15 exons. Bases 165 to 3473 code for a protein of 1102 amino acids. The record is from RefSeq and is a predicted model, not a curated record. Lineage: Eukaryota; Metazoa; Chordata; Crocodylia; Gavialidae.
AGCCGGGAACUGCAUGGGGGAAAGAGACACGUUGUCUCAGUGACCUGAGUGCGUGGCAUCUAAAGAUGUGCAUUUCACAGAAGGUUUGAUCAAGUUUGAGGUAGGAUUCCUCCAUCUGACUUGCUUAUUUUUAAUGGAUUGUGGCUGUUGAAAAAGGGAUCAACAUGACUCUGCUGGAACCGGAGAUGCUGAUGAUGACAGUCCAGUCAGUGCUGCAGUUGAAGCUCCAGCAGCGACGGACUCGGGAGGAGUUGGUGAGCCAAGGGAUCAUGCCGCCUCUGAAAAGUCCAGCUGCAUUUCAUGAACAGAGAAGGAGCUUGGAGCGGGCCAGGACGGAGGACUAUUUGAAACGGAAAAUCCGAUCCCGGCCAGAGAGAGCGGAACUGGUCAGGAUGCACAUUCUGGAAGAGACCUCAGCUGAACCCUCCCUGCAGGCCAAGCAGCUGAAGUUGAAGAGGGCUAGGCUGGCAGAUGACCUCAAUGAGAAGAUAGCCCAGAGGCCAGGUCCCAUGGAGUUGGUGGAGAAGAAUAUCUUGCCUGUGGAGUCCAGUCUGAAGGAAGCCAUCAUUGUUGGGCAAGUGAACUACCCAAAGGUUGCAGACAAUUCCUCCUUUGAUGAGGACAGUAGUGAUGCCCUGUCCCCUGAGCAGCCAGCCAGCCAUGAGUCCCAGGGAUCUGUACCAUCCCCAGUGGAGGCCCGAAUUGGUGAGCCACUUCCAACCAUCAUGGGGACAUUGCCAGCCCAGGGUACAUCACAGUUACAGAUCACUGUAGACUCCAGUGAAGCACCUUUCCUACCUGAACAGCCACCUCCUCCCUUGCCUCCACCGCCUUUGCUGCCUCCUAAUCUCACCAAUGGAGCUCUUGUUCCUGCUGCCAAGCCCCCACCAACACUUAUUAAGCAAAGCCAGCCCAAGACUGCCAAUGAGAAGUCUCAGCGCAGCAAGAAAUCCAAGGAAUUGAAGCCGAAAGUCAGGAAGCUUAAAUAUCACCAAUACAUUCCCCCGGACCAAAAGCAGGACAAAGGAGCCCCUCUCAUGGAUUCAUCUUAUGCCAAAAUACUGCAGCAGCAACAGCUCUUCUUGCAGCUCCAGAUCCUCAACCAGCAGCUGCAGCAGCACUACAACUAUCAGAGCAUCCUGCCAGCCCCACCAAAGCCUCCAGGAGAGCAGCAGUGCAGUACCAGUGCCCCUGCCGGGCGCAAUCUUUCUACCACAGUCAGCUGCGCGUCUUCAGUAUCCUCCAGUUCUGGUGGGCUGAUGCGACAAAACAGUAAUGCCACAGUGGCCAAGCCAGUGGGCAGCCUCCCUGCCAACCUAGAUGACAUGAAGGUGGCAGAGCUGAAGCAAGAGUUGAAGCUGAGAGCAUUACCUGUCUCUGGCCCAAAGACAGACUUGAUUGAGCGGCUCCGAGCUUACCAAGAGCAGAAUGGCAUGGCCAGUCAAGCAGCCACCACAUCCAAGCCCAGUGCAACAGCCGUCAUCCCAAAAGCUGCUGAAGUGAUGGUAGCCUUUCCAGCUACCAGGCUGAGUACAGGGUCAGCACUGGUCACUGCUGGUAUCACACCAGCAGAGGUUGUCGUGGCCACUGUCACUGGCAAUGGUGUGAUGAAGUUUGGCAGCACAGGCUCAACCCCACCUGUUUCUCCCACCCCAUCAGAACGCUCUCAGAUGAGCACUGGGGACGAGAACUCAGCCACUGGAGAUGCCUUUGGGGAGAUGGUAACUUCGCCUCUGACCCAGCUCACCCUGCAAGCAUCUCCACUGCAGUUUGUGGUGAAGGAAGAGAGCUCCAAAGUUGCCUACUGUAGUGGAAAUCCAGUCCCCAAGUCAGAACAGAGCAGCACGAGCAACAGCAAAGACAUGGAGGUUCAGGAUAAAGACCAGAUGCUGCAGGAGAAAGACAAGCAAAUUGAGGAACUCACUCGAAUGCUGAAACAGAAACAGCAGCUGGUAGAGAUGCUGAGGCUGCAGCUGGAGCAAGAGAAGCGGUCACAGCAGCUGCUUCCAGCCAUGGCCACUGGAGGAGAUGGAGCUGUCUCCAUUCCCAACUCGAUGGUGUUUGACGUCCCAGUGAAAAGUGAAAACGGUUUCCUGAGUUGCCAGUCUGCAGAGCAGCCCAAUGGCCAAACAGACCAAUACACCCCUGUGCUGACCGCUAGCCAAAUGGACACUUCAGAUCCAAGCUCAGUGCCAAAGAAAGAGGUGAUGGUGAAGCAGGAGGUACUGGCGGCAGAAACAGAGCCACCAUGCCAGUCCCACAGUCCACAGCUCUUCCUUGGUCAGCAAGGGGGUGUCCUGAGUGACUUCAUCAAGGGGGCUCCUCCCCCUACCCUCAUCACAGAUUCCACAGGGACCCACAUCGUCCUUACAGUGACCAAUCAGAGUUCAGGGAGGCGGGGCCUCUCUCCACAGGAGAAAGUGAACAGUAGCUGCACAACACUGCAGACAGGUCAAACAUCACCUACUAAAACUUCCAGCCACGCACAGUGUCAGCUCCCUGUAGGCAACUCCCAGCCGCAGCCACAGCCACAGCAGCAACCCAGAAUACUGAACCAGCUUGUCAGGAAGGGUCAGAAGCCAGGCCUGCAAGUAGUCACUGGGCAGAUGCCUCCCACAGUAUUGUCUUUCUCAGCACCUCCAAACCUGCAGCCCUUCUUCCUUAAUGGUUUCCACAAAGGAUCUCUGAAACCUCAUGCUCCUGUCAAAACUGGCCAACCCAGUGUGCCGAAAAAGCCCUCUUCACAGCCAGGCUCUCCCGCUGCCUCCUCCCCAUCGCAGAUGGAUCUUGAGCAGCAGCAGCAUCCAUCCCUAUUUGGGACCCCUUCGUCUCCCCUCCCUGCCCCCUCGGUACCAAUGAAAGAACCGCCAGGCUAUGAAGAGGCCACGAAACAACAGCCAAAGCCCCAUGAGGAGAAUGGCUGUUCAAGCCAGCAGAUGGAUGACCUGUUUGACAUCCUCAUUGAGAGUGGAGAGAUUUCAGCUGAUUUCAAAGAGCAGCCCUCCCCGGCUGGGAAGGAGCCGUCUGCAUCCCCAGCCUGCGCCUCGCCACCUAGCAGCCACCAUUCCUCUGAGCUGCCCCUGCAGGUGUCCGUGGGCCACCCUGUCCCAGUAGGCCGACUGGAGGACUUUCUGGAGAGCAGCACAGGCCUCCCUCUGCUGACGGCAGCCCAUGAUGGGCCUGAGCCCCUGCCCUUGAUCGAUGAUCUCCACAGCCAGAUGCUGAGUAGCUCGGCCAUCCUGGACCACCCACCUUCACCCAUGGACACUUCAGAAUUGCACUUUGCCCACGAGCCUGUUGGGGGAUUAGCCCUGGACCUGGGUGAGGCUAACUUGGACAGCAUGGAUUGGUUGGAGCUGCCGGGGGGGCCUGUCAUGAGCCUUGCUCCCCUCAGCACUGCAGCCCCCAGCCUCUUCUCCACAGACUUUCUUGAUGGACAUGAUCUGCAGCUGCAUUGGGAUUCUUGCUUGUAGCUCCCUGAGCAGAGACUGAAGGGAAUGGGUGUGGGAGGGCUGGGGAGUGUGUGGGGAAAGAGAGGCCAGUCAACCAAAAAUGAGCCCCUAGUAUGUGUACUCCUCCCCCAACAGUGACCCCCAACAGGUACCAGAGGCUGGGGCCGGUACUGCUGCUGUUGGCUUUUGUUCAUGCCAAGCUCCAGGCAGCAGGUCAGGCCCAGAGCGGAAAAUGGGGCUGUUGAAGGAGAGGGUCCACAGGGGCUUUACAACUGGCUGGUUCCCAGCCCCCUCCCCUUAGCCUGGACACAGCUGGGAUCUCAGGUGUUAGCAGAGGCAUUUUAGUUUCCACCCUAAGCUCAGAGAAAUAACAGCAGUGCCCUGCAUGUGACCCUGGCAGGCAGGAUUUCCCUUGCUCAGACUGGCAGGAAACAGUGCAGCUGGGUCUGUUCACUCCCGGGGGCAGAAGGGGACAGGAAGGCAGUGAGCAGCAGCUUGCUCCUAAAAGUAGUUUAAGAAAAAAAAAUAACCAUGGGGUUUAUGCAGGUCAGGAAAGGUUCUUUGGGGAACCUUUACGGAGGGGGAGAUGGGCUGUGGGAGUUGGAAGAUGGGCACCUGGGGGAUGGGGUGCAGGCUUUCUCCUUUACCAGGCCUGAGCUCUCAGGCCUGUCUCAUUUCCGGACAAGGCUACAGCCCAAAGUGACACUCGAGCCAUAAGCUACAAGCUUCCCUCAUCCCCUCUGUUGCCGCAGUAGGGCUGGGUAUGGAAUGGACAGGGGUGGCAGGAGUGGAGGGCCCCAGGAGCUGGGCAGCUGCAGAUGCUAAAGCAUGGGCCUACCCUCCCUCCAGCUACCUGGGCCAGGUCCACAGGGGUGCCGCACUGGGGCCUUUACACACCAGACAGCAGCCAGGCCAGGCAGGUGGGAGGUGGGGGAGAGAGGGAAGCCACCAUUGUGCCUGGGAACAAGGCCAGCAAACUGCUGUGUGGAGUUGAUCAGGGCCCUUCAGUGCGCCACUCAGGCUGGGUAGAGAACCGGGCACGCAGGGGGGCUCCCUUGGCUUUUCCACUCCUCCAAAAGGCAGACAGCAUCUAGCUGUCCCACUUCCCCCACCUGAGGUACUCGGGCAGGUUGGCACUGGCAGGCCCUGUACGUUCCUCCCCACUGUGCGUGAUGAGCUGCGGCACUGAGCCAGAGGCACAAGGGUGGGCAGGAGCUGUGGGGUGAGGAGUCCAGCGUACCCAGACUAGCCCCACACUGCCCUCCUUCUGCACAGCUUUCCUAAAUGGCCUCAGUAGGAGCCAGAUGGGAUGCCUGCCCUCUUCUGCACUCUGCUUGGGGCUGGCACCUGCUGCUGGGCUCCAGCUACACUAAGUUGCUGGGUAUUUGGUCCUUCCAUACGCUAUAUGUGGACUCCAGACAGUGUCUCCCCACCCCCAGAAAAAAAAAAAAUGCAGUUGAUGUGAUCAGGAGUCAGGCCCUCAUAUGCUGAGGCCAUCGCAGACCCUGUGCUCAGAGCAGCCUUCUGCCCAGGGCAAGAGUAUCCAGGGUGUUUGCCCAGCCGGCCUUGGGCACUGAGCAGCAGCAGAUGGCGUGUGUGGGCCCGGUGGGCCAGGAGAGGCUGAGGACUGUGGAGAGCAGCUCGGGUUGGGGGUGAGCAGAAGCUGUUGACACCUCCCGUGAUGCAGCCUGGUGUGUCAGGGCUAUGGCAAGCACCCGGACCCACCUGCCUUGGUGUCUGGUGAGCUGCAGCUCUGCCAGCCAUAUUUACUGCACGAGCCCUAUUGGCGAAGGAGGGUGAGCGCGUGCAAGUCGUGUCAGCUUAGCAGGGUGAUAGCAGUGGUAGCAGCUGCCCAGUGUUGUAGGAUUAGGCCUCCCUAAAACCAGUGUGAUGCCCUGCAGCUGGCCCUUUUUUCCCCCUGCCUGAGGAUUGAGGAUGCCCAAAUCAGGUUAUUGGCCUAGACACUGUCCCACUUCCCUUCCCUUCCACCCACCUCCCUGCCCUGCCCACGAGCGCUUUCUGUGCAGGAGCUGGUAGAAGGGAAGUUGCUGCCUCAAUGCCUUGAAACGAAAAAAGCUCAGUUGUGUGGGUGGUUCCCGUGAAGGUGCUCCAGGCUGUUACGUGCCUGCGGCCAUACCCCUCAGUACGUUAGCAUUCAUCCUGCCUGGUGCACCUCGGGGAUGUGCCCUGUGUUAUGGCCCAGAACCACCCUGCUGGGCUCUUGCUGGCAAGGCUGCCUGGUUUGGGGGGGAGUAGUGCCUCAUGGAGGCAGAGAGAAGAAGCAUUUGGUUUCCACAUGUGGCUGAAUAGGGAAGAGUUGGCUGUCCCCCACCCUUGCUAUUGUAGUGCUUCUGCAUGUGCACCCUUAGUCCCAUGUCUUCUCUCGGUUAAGACUGCAGCUGUGCCCGGCUGGCAUUACACAGGCAGGGAUGGUAAACAUGGCCAAAGCAGCCUGGCGGGACCGAUCAGCCAUCUCCAUCCCAUUUCCAAAGUCUGGGUCCCCAGUGGAAGGACUCUGGUGGACUAAGCAGCUCUAAAAGGGUAUUUGUCAUGUCACGCUGGGCUGGGCAUGUGCUUCUGCAGUACAACCUCUGGGCCUAAGGUGCUCAUGUCCCCCUGUUGGGCUGCAGCUGCUGUCCUUGUGCUCUGCCAAGGUUCCUUUAUCCUUUGGAAGAGAGAGGUAACAGAAGUGGCCAGAUUCACCUUCCCAGUACUUUUGGGGUGUAGGCGUAGUGGUAAAGUAAUUGUGCAUGAGACAGAGGAGGGAACUGCUGAGAACUGGGAUUAGGAGGCACCUGGAUUGCUUCCCAGCUGGAGGGGAAGGUGUAAACACCAAGUUCCCCCUGGCUUUUCAAAGUCAAUAGAAGCCACUGUGAUUGCUGAGCUCCCUCUGCUCUCUCCCCAACCCCCAAGAUGCAGGGGCUGAGUCUUUGGUACAGAUGAGAAGCUUCAGAUAAGAGCAACCUCAGACAAGAACAAGUGCAAUGAGCUUCUGCAGGGAGGUGGUAGCAAAGGUUCCUUGCACUGUGGAAGGAGGGGGAGCAGUGAGGUUCAGGACCCUCCCCUGCCCUCUGCAGUCAUGCAGUGUAGAGCACAGAGGGAUGGUGCUGCUUUGGUCAGCGUUGCAGUGGGUCCCGGGGAUGGGCAGCUCCUGCUGGGAAGGUGCUAGGGCUGGCUUUGGGUGCUCACCUCUCCGUGGAAGGCAAAGGUGGCCUGCUCUUGCAGGAUGGUUAAGUCCCUGGCUGGAGCCAUCGCUUCAGUGCUGGACUGUUUAGAAGGGCUGUUCCCCCAGAAGACCCUGUUGCCCCCCACCAGGAAAAACAAAAGCCUGAUGUUCUGCCUCUACCUUGAAUGUAAAUCCUGACUUUCUGCUGUAACCACUACUUGUUUGUAAUGUGUAUUCGAUUAGCACGCACUCUCCCUUCCACUAUGCAGCAGCUGGUGAGGGGUGACCAGCAGCAUCUGGGGCGAAAGGCAGUGCUGUGACAUAAGAUCUAGUAUGAGCACUCAACUGGAAAAGGACAUUUGCAAA